AUGUAUGAGGAGUGGAAAGCGUUGGAAGACUUCGAGGUCCUGGACAGGAACUUCCAAGCACUGCUGGCGCUUGCAGUAGCAACAUCAUGGUUCACGAAGGAGCAGUUGGACGACCUUGACACGUGGCUAGGCGAGGUGGCCGAUUGCGGAGAAGCAGAGGAUUGGAUGCAGCACUUCCCGGAGGAGGAGCUGCGAGAAGUCGUGCUCGACAAGCUCAGGGCAAGAGAAGCGCAGGUGGUCUUCGACACU
Symbiodinium necroappetens is the source of this 249-nucleotide messenger RNA. The record is from the annotation of a GenBank genome assembly. NCBI's taxonomy places the organism in Eukaryota, Dinophyceae, Suessiales, Symbiodiniaceae.